CCCAAUUUUUUAUUAUUUAGAUGUUUACUCAUUUGUAGUAUUAGUACUCUAGUCAAUCCAAAUAUUAUGAAUCUAUGAUUGACAAUAAUCGCCUAGCACGCCUUUUCCAAGUCUUCGAAGCUCCACUUUGUUUUAUAAUCAAAAAGCUCAUCAAUCCCUCCGACCCCUACACUUUCGUCCCCAUUGUCUCACUCUCAAGCAAACCCAAUCCCGAUACAAAACUCUCACAGACAAAAACACAAACACCUAAACUACAAAAAAAUCUCCUCAUGGAAAAAGAAAAACCCAAUAAUAUAAACUCAGCAACGUGUCAACAAGUCCCAAAUCUUCUCUCCUCUUUCGUCGACACUUUCGUCGAUUUCUCCGUCAGUGGCGGCCUCUUCCUACCAAAUUACCAAAACACCCCUCAUCCUAAUGCCUCUGUAGAUAACCAAAAUUACGAAAAUGCCCUCAAAACUCGAUAUCCUACUCCGCCUAGUCGACUCGUCGCGAUCGGCGAUCUCCACGGCGACUUGGAGAAGUCGAAGGAGGCGCUCCGUCUCGCCAAUUUGAUUAACGACUCCGGCGACUGGACCGGCGGGUCGACCACCGUGGUUCAGAUCGGGGAUGUGCUCGAUCGCGGCGGCGAUGAGAUUAAAAUACUUUACUUCUUCGAGAGGCUUCGCCGGCAAGCGGCGAGAGCCGGCGGAGAAGUCAUCACCAUGAACGGCAACCAUGAGAUCCUGAACGUGUAUAGAGAUUUCCGGUUCGUGUCGAAAUCGGGUUUGGAAGAGUUUAGGGUUUGGGCGGAGUGGUACCGUGUGGGCCAAGUAAUGAAAACUCUCUGCGAGGGUUUGGAAAACCCUAAGAACAUAUUCGAAGGAAUUCCUAAAUCACUUUGCCGAGUCAAUCACGAUGGUGAUGAAGCUUCUGUAGAAGGAAUCAGAGCGAGAAUCGCCGCUUUACGACCUAGCGGUCCGAUAUCUGCGCGGUUUUUAUCGAAAAACGCGACUGUUUUGGUCAUCGGCGAUUCAGUUUUCGUUCACGGUGGCCUCAAGCCGGAGCACGUGUACUAUGGAUUGGAGAAAAUCAACGAAGAUGUGAGAGACUGGAUCAAUGGGUUGGGGGAAAAUUACACGCUGAAGCAUUUUGCUAGGAAGAAAGAUGCGGUGGUGUGGAUGAGGGAUUUUUCGGAUGAUUCGAAGAAGAAAUGUGAUUGUUCAGCUCUUGAAUUGUUGCUUAACACAAUUCCGGGGGUGAGGAGGAUGAUAAUGGGACAUACAAUUCAGAAGAAUGGGAUCAAUGGAGCUUGUGAAAAUCAGGCGAUAAGGAUUGAUGUGGGGAUGUCCAAAGGGUGCGGUAAUGGGUUGCCGGAGGUUUUGGAGAUUAGUGAGAAUUCGGGGUUAAGGAUUUUGACGUCAAACCCGCUUUAUCAGAAUAAGUAUAAGGCUUAUUUGGAUAGUGAGAGGAAGGAAGGGCUUGGUUUGUUGAUUCCGGAACAAGGACCAAAACAAGUGGAAGUGAAGGCUUAGGAGUUUGGGUUGUUUAGCUUCCCAUGCUUCAUCCUGAGAAAUUUGUGAAGCUUGGAAUUGAUCCUCCUAAGGGUGUCCUGUGCUUGGUCCUCCAGGGAGAGGUAAGACACUAAUAGCUAAA
This is a messenger RNA of Quercus lobata, 1632 nucleotides long. RefSeq names its product shewanella-like protein phosphatase 2. The transcript is spliced from 2 exons. The coding region runs from base 75 to 1511 and encodes 478 amino acids. Gene Ontology annotation, molecular function: hydrolase activity. The record is from RefSeq and is a predicted model, not a curated record. Lineage: Eukaryota; Viridiplantae; Streptophyta; Magnoliopsida; Fagales; Fagaceae.